This is a messenger RNA of Cryptomeria japonica (Japanese cedar), 294 nucleotides long. RefSeq names its product patatin-like protein 2. Gene Ontology annotation, molecular function: glycerophospholipase activity; monoacylglycerol lipase activity. The transcript is spliced from 2 exons. Gene Ontology annotation, biological process: lipid metabolic process. NCBI's taxonomy places the organism in Eukaryota, Viridiplantae, Streptophyta, Pinopsida, Cupressales, Cupressaceae. Bases 1 to 294 code for a protein of 97 amino acids. The record is from RefSeq and is a predicted model, not a curated record.
AUGGCAAACAUGAAAAAACUGUCACCCACUUAUGGAGAUAUGGUCACCAUUCUCAGCAUUGACGGAGGAGGAAUUCGGGGUAUAAUCCCUGCAGCUAUCCUUCAAUUCCUAGAGACAGAGCUUCAGAAGCUCGAUGGUCCGGGUGUCAGAAUAGCUGAUUAUUUCGAUGUUGUGGCGGGGACAAGCACAGGAGGACUCUUUAGAGCGAAGUUAACUGCUCCAAACAUGCAAAACAGACCAAUGUUUGCGGCCAAGGAUGUUACACAGUUCUAUUUGGACGAGAGUUCUAUUUGA